UGGAAUCGCCGAGGGCCCGCCCGUCGGGUGCUGUGCAUUUAAAUCAGUUAGUUUGUGAGUGGAACGGUGGAUUUACGGGUCACUAACUUUUAUGAUAAGUUGAGUGCGAACGUCCAUUCUGUUCAAGCGGCGCCGUCCCUUGUUCCUGAAUUGUACGAGCAUAAGGAUUAGUUUUCGUGCACGUAAAUCGCGCCUUUAAACGCUUGAGGUAUUCAGGAUGAUAUUAAUUCCUGCUCUGCGUCUGGACUGUUAACCUGGUCAAGCUUCGGUCCUCUCGACUCUAGAGCGUUCGGUUUUAAGGCGCAGGCGGCGGCCGACUCCCAGGCGGGCCGCAGCACCGUCAUCAGCAUGGCGGCCGAGUCCCGCGGCCACCGGCGCUCGGCCGCGGCCGGCGCGCGCAACGGCCGCGCCCGCCACCACCCGAUGGACAUCGGCCUGGUGAAGGUGGCCGAGCGCGAGGAGCGCGAGGGCCUGGUGCUCUGGCGGCGGCCCGUCACCACACUGCACUACUGCUGCCGAGAGCUGCUCAUCGAGACAGCUCGUCUGCUCAGGAAACUCUGGAGGAACCGGCUAGCUGUGGUACUGGUGCUGAUGCUGGCGGCGCUGGCCGUGGUGGUGUACUACACGGAGGGCGAGCACCAGCAGCUGAUCGGCCGGGCCGAGAAGCAGCUGCUGUGGUGUCUGUACUGGGUCGGCCUGGGCGUGCUGAGCUCGGUCGGCCUGGGCACGGGGCUGCACACGUUCCUGUUGUACCUGGGUCCACACAUCGCCGCCGUCACGCUCGCCGCCUACGAGUGCGACUCGCUCGACUUCCCUGAGCCGCCUUACCCGGAGCAGAUCGUGUGCCCUCCGGAGUCUGCCGCCGCCGAUGCCGUCGCCGAUGCCGCCGCCGCCGCCGCGGCGCCAGUCACCAUGUGGGCCGUGAUGUCGAAGGUGCGGCUGGAGGCGUUCAUGUGGGGCGCCGGCACCGCGCUCGGCGAGCUGCCGCCCUACUUCAUGGCGCGCGCCGCCCGGCUCUCCGGCGUCGAGCCCGACGACGAGGACUUCGAGGAGUUCGAGGAGCUGCGCAAGAAGAAGAACGCCGGCGACUUGUCGCUACUAGACCGCGCCAAACUCGGCGUGGAGCGGCUAGUGGAACGGGUCGGGUUCUUCGGUAUCCUGGCGUGCGCCUCCAUCCCGAACCCGCUGUUCGACCUGGCCGGCAUCACGUGCGGCCACUUCCUGGUGCCGUUCUGGACAUUCUUCGGUGCCACGCUCAUCGGCAAGGCGGUGAUCAAGAUGCACAUUCAGAAGAUGUUCGUGAUCGUGACAUUCAACGAGAGCCUGGUGGAGUCGGCCGUGGAGCUGCUGGGCCGCCUGCCGCUGGGCGACAAGGUGCAGGGCCCCUUCAAGGAGCUGCUCAGCAAGCAGAAGGAGAAGCUGCAUCGGAAGCCGGGCGAGGGCGCGGCACCGAGCUCGGAGAGCUUGCUGUCCGCCAUCUUCGAGAAAGUCAUCAUCAUCAUGGUUAUCUACUUUGUCGUGUCCAUCGUUAACUCCAUGGCGCAGAGCUACCACAAGCGGCUGCACCGGUCCAAGGAGCGUAAAGUGGCGAGGGACUAGCAAAGACUGCAACAUUCCGGCGCCGGCGGACGGGGCCGCGUGCUGGCGCGGCGCGGUCGACCCCGGCUGCUGCCGCUGUGA
Messenger RNA from Pollicipes pollicipes, 1680 nucleotides. RefSeq names its product Transport and Golgi organization 5 (gene Tango5). The record is from RefSeq and is a predicted model, not a curated record. The transcript has 8 exons. Lineage: Eukaryota; Metazoa; Arthropoda; Thecostraca; Pollicipedomorpha; Pollicipedidae. The coding region runs from base 349 to 1599 and encodes 416 amino acids.